AUGGACCAAAAUUCGUUCAGCAGGCCAACUUUUCAAACCCAUCAUCCAAAAUCUUCCCCCGAAAGCAGCAGCAAUUCAGAUAAAUUGCAUGAUAACAUGUCUUCAGGGUCGAUCAGCACAGAUUUAAGAAAGCAUUACCAUUUAUUUAAAGCUGACAAGCCUACCUUGUCUAUUGAUACAGAACCUUCCAAUACAAUGGAACUAUAUCCGAACCAUCAUCAGCAUUAUAAUUCAAUUCCAUUACAACAUGCAUCACUUAUGAGAGAAGACAUUGUCCCUCCUAGUAACAAUACGACUUAUAAUUCCAAUUUUGUAAGUUUACCUUACAGUUUUCAUAAUGAUGCCAACAACAUAGACCCUACUCAAAAAAGAUCUCCAAAUGUUCAUAUGGAUCCAGAGUUCAAUACCUUGCAAGAUUUUCCAGCACCUCCAUCGCUGGCUGCUAGCUUAGUCUACAAUGACUUUGAUCUCGCAAAUACGUCUUCAUUCGACUCAAUCCCAGAAACCUCCUUCGAGAAUCGAGUCGUAGAUGCAAGCGAUCCAAACGAGGCUGGGAAACUUUUUAACCAGAGCGUUAAUAACUUAUCACUAAGCGAUCUAUAUACGCCUGUUCAUUCAGAUGCUUCAAGUUUUACACCAUGCUCCACUUUUUUUGAAGAACCAACAAAGGGCUCGGCUUCAAAAUCCCUUAACCAGCAUCAACAUCCACUACAACAUACCUAUCAGACUCAUGCACAGACCCAGCUACAGUAUCAUUACUCUCCAACGCCGCAAUCAUCUAAUAAUAAGAUUACUAAAAAACAGUCGUUAAGACACAUGAAUAGUAUGACACUUAAAAACAAGAAAAGUUUGAAGAACUUGAGCUCAAUCACUCCAGUUGGGGUUGCAUAUUCAUCUUUCAACGUUUCUCCCUCCUCAAGCAAUUAUAGAGGUGACGAUCAGGACGAAGAAAUCAGUCCCAUGAUAAUGAAAGAAGCUCCUUUCGGUUACAGUCAUAGAAGACAAGAUGCAUUUACCGAAAAUUUGAAUUAUGAAGAGACUUAUAGGAGAAAGACGUACCCAACUCCUGAAAUGAAAUCGACUUCGGUUAAUAAUCUGCCGUAUGAAGAAUCGUUUGAAAGUCCCACAAUUCAAGUAGCAAGAAAGAAACCGCUACUGUUCACAGAAGGCAGAAUAACUCCAGCUUUAACCAGCCAUGAAUCGUCAAACAUUGAUUUGUCAAAGCCAAAAAAGCACACAAGACGUAGACUAUUACCAAGGUCAAAGAACGGAUGCUGGAUUUGUAGAAUCAAACAUUUGAAAUGUGAUGAAGCGAGACCUGUGUGUUCAAGCUGUACGAAGUUCAAUAUUGAUUGCGAUUAUUCCUCUGUAAAGCCUGAAUACGUUACGAAUAAAGAAUUGAGAAAUAUCAAGCUUGUGGAAAUCUCAAAUCAAAUUAGACAAAACCAAACGACAACAAGAGGCGAAAAAGUCAAAAAGACACGAUUGGGCCCUUCUAAAGACUAA
Messenger RNA from Priceomyces carsonii, 1506 nucleotides. It is a transcript of the gene UME6, whose product is annotated as Zn(II)2Cys6 transcription factor UME6. The transcript has a single exon. Bases 1 to 1506 code for a protein of 501 amino acids. Gene Ontology annotation, molecular function: zinc ion binding; DNA-binding transcription factor activity, RNA polymerase II-specific. Lineage: Eukaryota; Fungi; Ascomycota; Pichiomycetes; Serinales; Debaryomycetaceae. The record is from RefSeq and is a predicted model, not a curated record. Gene Ontology annotation, biological process: regulation of DNA-templated transcription.